Molecule: messenger RNA, 2354 nt
Organism: Bombina bombina (fire-bellied toad)
Lineage: Eukaryota; Metazoa; Chordata; Amphibia; Anura; Bombinatoridae
Gene: PHYHIP
Product: phytanoyl-CoA 2-hydroxylase interacting protein
Exons: 6
Coding region: 269-1255 (328 amino acids)
Cellular component (GO): cytoplasm
Molecular function (GO): protein binding
Source: RefSeq, a predicted model, not a curated record
CAACCAAUAAGUGUAGGUGUUGUGACAACUUGUGAUCCUUGUUUGCUGCUGGCGUUCAAGUUGCUUUGGUUUUAUGUGUCAAAUGUGCCUUGCAAAUUCGAAUAUAUACAACUUAUUAGACUUUAUAUUACAAGAAGUUCCAAGUUCUUCUGUGACACCUCCAAACCGACUCUUGCUUAUGGUGACACGCCGUCGAGUGACAGAAACUGUUAGAGGUCUGGUGGAAAGCAGCUCUGCGUGCAGCGCUUAUGACAACUGAGAUCCUGUCAUGGAGCCCCCUCUCUCAGCCCCAUAUGGCAUCCAGAUCAGCGAUAUCACGUGUGACUCAUUUCGAUUGUCCUGGGAGAUGCCACCAUAUGAUGUCCAGAGAGUAACUCACUACUUCAUAGACCUAAACAAGAAAGGAGGGCAGAAAGAGAACAAAUUCAAACACAGGGAUGUGCCCACCAAACUAGUUGCAAAGGCAGUGGCUCUACCAAUGGUGGUUCGUGGUCACUGGUUCCUGAGCCCACGAACAGAUUACACUCUGGCCGUGCAGACUGCAGUGAAACGCAGUGAUGGAGAGUACACCGUAUCUGGUUGGAGCGAAACACACAGCUUCUGCACAGGGGCUUAUGCAAUGGAGCAGGUGAGACAGCUACAGGAAAAGGCAGAGGGGAUCGCUGGACGCAUGUUACCAUUGAAGGUCUUUUAUAGAAACCAAACUGCAGAAUAUUUUCAAAAUGUCAGGGAGAAGUGGGGUUGUGUGAUGCUUCCAUCCAUAAAAGAUGAGAGUGGAAGCCAUGGUUCACCUAUCAGUGGGACACUCAAUGGGAUAUUCUUCUGCUGCAACACAGAGUUCAACACAGGCCUUCCCCCAAAUGACUCGCCAUAUGGUCGCUUGCGACUUACUGUUCCUGCUAGCCACCUCUUCCAUGAGGGCACUCACCUGUACUUUGCAGACUUCUACUGCAUGUACAGUGCAUACCACUAUGUUGUACUAGUGUUGGCACCUCAAGGGUCACAAGGAGAUGCAUUUUGCAGUGCCCGUCUGCCCUUGCUGGAUCCACAGAACAACCCAUUCCUAACCUGGGGGGAGGAUGGCAGGUACUGGCAUGCACAAGAUUUUAUCCUGGAAGUAAUAUACACAGAACCAGUACCAUUAGGGUGGGGGCAACUUGCAGAGAUCACAGGUCAUCAGUUGAUGAGCCUUUCUACUGCUAAUGCCAAGAAAGAUCCUAGCUGUAAGGUGUGUAAUAUCAGUGGGGGACGCUAAGGAGUGACAUUAUUAGUUGGAGGGGGGGGCAGCAAGUGAUAGACAAUCAGUGAAUAAAUAGGGAUAUGAUACAUGGAAUAGGGUGUCAGAAAUAAUGGUGGUGAAAGUAACAGUAAUCUUUGUAAUUAUAGUUUAUAUUAUUUAGACAUAAUUAGCAUUGUUAUCACAAUGUAAGAAUGUGAAGCUUUGUCAAAAACACUGGCAUAGUUGGAUAUGCACCUUACCCUGCGACAUCAUGAAUGUAUAUAUACACCUAGCAGGGUAAUGUCACCAUGGAAUGUACUGAAAUCUGUCCAAGAUUAACUAUUUUCCUGCCAGGGACCAACAACCCUGAAGCAGAAUAAAUUUUGAUUAUGCUGGCAUUUUAUCAGGGGCUUAUAGUGGCCAAGUAUGCAAAAUGAGAACAGAUUUUCAGCUUUAGCAGUAUUAGUGUGUGGGUGUAUGCAAAUCUGUAUAACACUGGUAGUUUAGUAUGUAUCAUUACUGAGCAGUGUGCAUCAUGAUAUUAACAAUCCUUAACUGUAUUUGAGUUAAUGUGCUCUUUAUGUGAAUCAGAUAAUUUUGCACCCUUGAUGUUUGGGUAUAUUCAUUUUGACAAUAACAAUUCCAGCAAUCUCAUCUUUUAAGCUUUUCUAUAGUGUUGUGAUAACAAAUCUUUAUACCAAUAUUGAAAUAUAUUUUUAAAGGCACAAAAAGGAUAAUUAUUAAGAAAGUUUGUAAAGUUUAUUAGCAGCCAGCCUGUCAAAUGUCUGUAUAAAUGCAUUUUUCAAAGCCUGGGAAAGAUUGGGUGUGGGUAGAAAGUGAGAACAAUAUAUGGUUAACCACUUAGAUUCAAAGAUCCAGCAACCAUACAGCACCUUAUAUAUUUUAUGACAUUCUUGUGUAAUGAAAAUGGUAUGUAGGAUUUCAAAGCCAUCCAAAUUUUGUAUGUUUCAUAUUUUGUUUUAGGGUAAAUGUACGUGAAAUGUAAGCGUUUGUUAAGUGGGGGGUUGUAUAAUUUACUAAAUACUGGGUAUACAUGCAUAUGUUGUACUUGUGUCAUAAUUGUAAAAAUAAAAUAAAUAUCUGCUGUCUCACAGUGGUGUAUUUAACAUGGAAA